Fusarium graminearum PH-1 is the source of this 2322-nucleotide messenger RNA. RefSeq lists its product as uncharacterized. NCBI's taxonomy places the organism in Eukaryota, Fungi, Ascomycota, Sordariomycetes, Hypocreales, Nectriaceae. The record is from RefSeq and is a predicted model, not a curated record. The transcript has a single exon. Bases 1 to 2322 code for a protein of 773 amino acids.
AUGAACGCCGAAGACGAGCCAAAUAACCCCUCUGUUGAUCCUACUGUCCAUACUUUUGACCAAAGCCCAGGCACUCAACUUCGAAGUCCUGGAAUAGGCAAGAGAAGGAAGCCUGGAAGGCCGCCAGGGUCCAAGAACAAAGCCAAGGCAAUGAUGCCAUCCUCUCAAGGUAUAGGACUCCGAAACAGAACCGUCUUUCUCCCAUGGAAUGUAGUCGACAUUAGCGACAGCAGUGAAGAUGAAAAAAAUGAGUUCAGAGACGUCCACGACAAUGGCAGUGAAUGGGAGGACGAUACCUCCGACACUGAAAAGUACGAAUCCAAGGUCAUCUCCGAGCAGCGGCAAGCGUAUCGAAAGGGAGUCCGGCAUAUGACCCAACUAAUCCGAGAAAAGGGCCCAACCACGAAAAGAAGUACCGAAUCACGUCGUCAAUUAUCUUCUUCUCCCGCUCCUCGACGCACUGGCGUCUGGAAUCAAGCCAAGGGGGAUCAACUCAACGAUCUUUGGGAACAUAGCUUGGAAAAGGCGGCUAUGGAGCAUUACUCCAAGGGGGCUCACAGUCUGCUGGCGGCGUGGAAAAUGUCACUGCAACUCUUCGGCAUCGAUCCUCCCGCAUUAAUCUCGAUGUAUCGACACAUGGAGUUCGAAAAUAGCACCAAUGAAUGCUUUGAUCAUCACGGAGAGAUGAAACGCAAUCCACUCUGGUCCCACGAAUUUUGCAGACAGCUCACACGAAUCAUGGCUCAUCCUCUAUUCACUAACGAGAACGACCAUCGCUUCAUUCCUAUCCUCAUCAGAUGGGCUGUGAUAUGUAGGGUCGAUGAUGGUCACGAGUUCACAGAAUUGGAGCAGCGAUUACUCGACGACGUCUGUGUCAACUUUCGCCCACCAGAAAUUCAAGAGUCCAUAGUAAAGCGGUUUCAAAGCUAUCAGCAGAAGCGAAAGGACGACGGUCGAAUCGUGUCCAGACAUGCGCAACUGAUGUCUCGCAUUGUGGACUAUUCCAAGACAAUAAAAAGAGAAUCUGCCGACAGCUUCGCCCCCGUCAAAACCAGAGAUCUAACUGUCAUUAUCAAAGCUCUCGAUAGCCUCGACCGUUACACUGCGAACAUGAGUUGUGAAACCUACUUUCUAGUCUAUUCCGCUAGCAAAAGACCUGGCGGUUAUCCUGUGGGACUGCCUGACCUUUCGGAUGCGUGCAAGAUAUCAUGGAUCAACCUGCAACGUCGACGAAUGCCCGAUUACAACGAGAUUCUGCUGACCACUAUCACCGUCGCACCCAACGAUCGAGCCAACAGAGUGGACCUUGAAAUUGAAGAAGCCGGGGAACUCGACAUGAGUCCGAUCCCGUGCAGCCCUAUCCCAUCAGUCGAUGGUGGAGAAUCGACUGCUUCUAAAGCAAACGAACCACCCCAAAAGCCUGAUGGAGAUCCUUUACAGAAUCGUCGCCUUAGCCGCUCGCCAUCAAAACUUGAAGACGGUGAGAUUCGAAAGGAGACCGAAGCCAACAAAUCACCUCGAAAGUCUGAUGGAGACCCUUUCCAAGAUCACCACCUUAGCCACUCGCAAUCGGAACUUGAAGACGGUGAGAUACGGAAAGAAAUCAAAGUCCUCACUUCCACCCACAAUGAUGAUGGUGAUGAUCCUCAUCACCAUCUGCACGAAUCCCCAAAAUCGUUGGUAAGAAUUGAUCAACUUUCAGGGGCUCCUGCUCAGAGUGAGCCCCCGAAACCUUCAGAGAUCACUACAACACAGCCUUCUGUAAAUUACUCUAAUUUUGAUGAACUUGACAAGCUGCUGCUAUCCCAUUCCGCGCCCACGCAUGAAGUUACCAAGCCGAGAGCGCCAGAAGCUGUUAUGACACUCCCACUCCCACUCUCACUCUCACUCUCACUCUCACGAACUAGGGACCCCUACCGAGACCCUGCUAGAUUACACGAUAAUGACCACAAGGAUGGCACUGAGGGCGGCUUCCGCAAUGUAGAUGAGCUCUUCGAAAGGCGUACUGGCAAGCGAAAUACUGGCAGGCGAGAUACUGGCAAUGAGGUAUCAACGCCAGCACGAGACCCUCGAGCUUCAAGCAGGCACGAGGUGCCACUACCAAGCCUGACUCGCAAGAGAGACUACCGCAGAGAUGAAGAGGAUGGAUACACAAAGAGACGAAAGUUCCAUGGAUGGAGCCGAGAUCAUCGUCAUGAUAGACGAGACAGUGCCGACGACCGUCGAGGCGCUUAUCAACCGCAACGAUAUCCAGCUUCACAGCCACAGCGGCCCGCCGGCCCAAGAGCCUGGCAUUUGGAACAAAGGUAUAAAAGAAGGUGA